Rhagoletis pomonella (apple maggot) is the source of this 901-nucleotide messenger RNA. RefSeq names its product kinesin-like protein KIF14. Gene Ontology annotation, molecular function: microtubule binding; microtubule motor activity; ATP binding. Gene Ontology annotation, biological process: microtubule-based movement. Lineage: Eukaryota; Metazoa; Arthropoda; Insecta; Diptera; Tephritidae. The record is from RefSeq and is a predicted model, not a curated record.
GGUAAAGGAAGCAACCCAACGGUGUAGAAGUUUGGGUCUACAAACAGAGUUUCGACAUUCGCAAGUACUUGACGAAUUUGGCAUAUUCCACACCAUCGUGAUGCUACGUGAUAGGACCCUUCGUCGUAAAGCCGAAUGGCCUAUUGCCAGACUAGGAGUCUGGCUUGAUAUGGUGCGUAAUAGCGAAGACUUGACAGCUGAAAAUGUGUUUAAUUGUGUGGAUAUGAAUUGGGAGCCAUUAGAAAAUGAUGAAAACACAACAUUAAAUGAUUCGCUCAACUCGAGUCGAAUUUCAUUAAAUUUAAGCAUUGUUAAAGAUGCUUUAUUGAAAAAGCCGCUAAAGAAAUUGCAGUUAUUUGAUACUUCUUCACAUUCUCCUUCACAUAUCGGUCCGCCGUCUUUAGUAAAACGACAAAGUUUUGUUCAGUCGCCGCUAACAGGAAGAUUUAUAACGAAAAAAGUCUUAAACUAUGAUGAUUGUGUUGAAUCGUCACCAGCUCGUAAACCAAAUACAUCCGAUAAUAUAAUUUCACCUGCUGCUGUAAAUUCUAGUAAUUUAAAUGCUGAUUUUACCGGUUUAGCAUUAACGCAUCUGCACAGCAUGGAGUGCUCAGCUUCACGCCUAAGAUUGCUCUGUAAUCGGUAUAGAAAUGAAGGGGAAAAUGUACCCAACAAAAACUUUGAAGAGCAGCAAACAUUUUUGCAGGAGUCACUAUAUGAACUGGAAAAAAUACUGCAUGGAAUGCGCUGCUCUCUUAGUCGGAGUGAGCCAAGUGAAGGCAACGAGAUGACGACAUCCGAAAUGCAAAAAGUAGUUCGAUUUCUUAUAGAUUAGUAUAGUCAAUUAUUUUUUAUAUUAUUGUUGUUUUUACUACUAAAAACUUUAUAUUAUUUCAGUUGC